This is a messenger RNA of Arabidopsis thaliana (thale cress), 2180 nucleotides long. It is a transcript of the gene TUB9, whose product is annotated as tubulin beta-9 chain. Gene Ontology annotation, biological process: microtubule-based process. Gene Ontology annotation, molecular function: GTPase activity; mRNA binding; GTP binding. Gene Ontology annotation, cellular component: cytoskeleton; microtubule. The record is from RefSeq and is marked reviewed. Bases 127 to 1461 code for a protein of 444 amino acids. Lineage: Eukaryota; Viridiplantae; Streptophyta; Magnoliopsida; Brassicales; Brassicaceae. The transcript is spliced from 3 exons.
UAUACCCCUCAAUCAUAAACAAUAAACAGAGGGAGUCGCCAAAUUUUCUCAUCAUUUUCUCGAGAAAAUAGACUAAAAGCGAUUCCCGAGAGAAAGAAAGAACAAAAAAAAAACAUCCGAGUGAAAAUGAGAGAAAUUCUUCAUAUUCAAGGAGGUCAGUGCGGAAACCAGAUCGGAGCUAAGUUCUGGGAAGUUAUUUGCGGCGAGCACGGUAUUGAUCAAACCGGUCAGUCAUGUGGCGAUACAGAUCUACAGCUUGAAAGGAUCAAUGUCUAUUUUAACGAAGCUAGCGGAGGCAAAUACGUUCCUCGUGCUGUUCUUAUGGAUCUGGAGCCUGGAACUAUGGAUUCUCUCAGAUCUGGGCCGUUUGGUCAGAUUUUCCGGCCUGAUAACUUCGUUUUUGGUCAGUCUGGUGCUGGGAAUAACUGGGCGAAAGGUCAUUACACGGAGGGAGCUGAGUUGAUUGAUUCUGUGCUUGAUGUUGUGAGGAAGGAAGCUGAGAACUGUGAUUGUCUUCAAGGUUUUCAAGUUUGUCAUUCUUUGGGAGGAGGAACUGGUUCUGGAAUGGGAACACUUCUUAUUUCUAAGAUUAGAGAGGAAUAUCCAGAUCGUAUGAUGAUGACCUUUUCGGUCUUCCCAUCUCCUAAGGUCUCUGAUACAGUUGUUGAGCCAUACAAUGCUACUCUUUCCGUUCACCAGCUCGUUGAGAAUGCUGAUGAAUGUAUGGUUUUGGAUAACGAAGCUCUUUACGAUAUCUGUUUCCGUACCUUGAAGCUUGCUAAUCCUACAUUUGGUGACCUUAACCAUCUCAUCUCAGCUACAAUGAGUGGUGUUACAUGCUGUCUUCGGUUCCCUGGUCAACUAAACUCUGACCUUAGAAAACUUGCUGUGAACCUUAUUCCUUUCCCACGACUCCACUUCUUCAUGGUUGGUUUUGCACCUUUGACAUCAAGAGGAUCUCAACAAUACAGUGCCUUGAGUGUCCCUGAGCUAACUCAACAGAUGUGGGAUGCCAAAAACAUGAUGUGUGCAGCUGAUCCUCGUCAUGGUCGUUACUUGACAGCUUCUGCUGUCUUCCGUGGAAAGAUGAGUACCAAAGAGGUUGAUGAACAGAUGAUGAACGUCCAGAACAAAAACUCCUCAUACUUUGUUGAAUGGAUUCCAAAUAACGUGAAAUCAAGCGUCUGCGAUAUAGCUCCCACUGGUUUGAAAAUGGCAUCAACUUUCAUUGGAAACUCAACUUCAAUCCAGGAAAUGUUCAGGCGUGUGAGUGAACAGUUCACUGCCAUGUUCAGGAGAAAGGCUUUCCUUCAUUGGUACACAGGAGAAGGAAUGGACGAGAUGGAGUUCACUGAAGCAGAGAGUAACAUGAAUGAUCUUGUUGCAGAGUAUCAGCAAUAUCAAGAUGCUACAGUCGGUGAAGAGGAGUACGAGGAGGACGAAGAAGAAGAAGAAGCCUAAAGAAAAGAUGAUUGAUUAUUACUUUUGUAAGGCUGUAAGUUCGUCGCACUCAUUUCCUUUUACCUCUUUUUCUGAAUUGGGAUUCUCUCUUUUUGUGCUUUGUGUGUUUUGUUAUUGAAUUUCUUUCCCAAACCUAAGAUUUGUUCCAGAGUGUAAUCACAUUUGCCUAUGCUUCUUUGUUUUGUCUAUGAAAAUAUUUCAAUGUCAAAAGCCUAUACAAUUUCUAUGAUCCAAAAAACUUGAUAACCGGUACAAAUAGAUCCUACAUCUCUGCGGUUUUAAGCUCUCCCUGCAAUCUUUCUUCUUCUUCUUCUUCUGCUUCUUCCUCUUCUGCGAUAUCUGCCCAGCUUUUCUUUGAUUCACUCUUCGGACCAUCUGCUGUAUCUUUGACGAAUUCAUGGAGAUAUUGAAUCAUGUUCUGGUCCAGUUUCUUUCGCUUCAUGGGUUCUUCUUCUCCUCUCUCUAAGAUCUUCAUCUGUUCAGAGCCAAAAGGUUGUGGUUUUCCAAAUAGUAGCUUUCGAGCAGCACCUCUCGUCUCUUCUUCAAACAAUCUGCAUCUGCGUGGUUGUGUAUAUAGACCUGCAGAGUUCGGUCUCACAGAUGCUGGAGACGAAGAAACAUCUGAGUAGUUCUUGUUUGCGGUUCCAGGAGCUAUAUUUUCCUUCAUCCUAUUCACAAAUGAACAUCCCGCGUAGAACUUCUCCGAAAGAUCAGCUUCU